AAGAUUUUUUAAAAAAAAACUGGAAUAUUGUGGAAGCAGAAGGAAUAGAGCUGUAUCUGUGGCAGAAACUGAUCGUGAAUUACAAAGCAAUUAGUGGAUUUUGCAUCAUGUGGAGAACAGAGACUUUUGUUCUCUUCUUUCUACUGUGUCUAAAGAACCUCAUGAAAGCAAAUGGCUCCUGCUACUUAGAACAGUCCCAAAGUCAGUGUGUUUGUUCAGUGAAAGAUCUAGAACAGACAGAGAUCCAGACCUUCCUGACAUGCACAAUAGCCUCCAUAUAUGAGCUUCGAGGAGGAAACCUCACACGUUUCGGGAAUUUUUCUGGAGUUGAGCCACAUCCACAAAUAAUUGAAAUCUUGGAAAACCUGCCAGUACAAAAGCUCAUCUUCACAGAUGUCAUUGUGCCAGAAAUUCUCUUGCCAGGAGCCUUGGCUUUUGUUUCCCACACUCCUCUGGUUUCAGCACUUGAAUUUGUAAACUGCACCUUCCUUAGAGCUGCCCAUUGGCAUACCAGAAACAUACUCUGGCUAAAGAUUUCUUCUUUGCGCUUCCACAGAGUGAUUGCUGACCCCCUGGAUGACAGAUUUGACAUCUCAAGCUGGAGAAGCUGGCUUGAGAAUUUAGAAAAUUUGACCAUCUCAGAGUCGCAAGUCACAUCUAUCCCUUGCAAAAUUGGUGUGGUGUUCACAGCAUUGCAUUUGCUCGACAUUUCAGGAAAUCGUUUUCAGGACGAGAGCCUAAGCUCAUCAUUUUGUGAAGGUGCUUUCCCUCAGCUCCAGAUAUUAAAACUGAACCGCAACAAUCUGACUUCUUAUGAGACUGUGUGCCGGACUCUUAGUCAUCUCCGUACGCUCGCUCAUUUAGACCUAAGUCAGAAUAGCUUUCCGCCUGACCUGCUCUCUUCCCCUUGCACAUGGCCACAGUCACUUCGUAUUUUUAAUUUGUCCAACACAGGAUUACAGUACAUGGACAAAUCUCUGCCCCCAAACAUUGAAAUAUUAGAUCUCAGUGCUAACAGCAUUUUGACUCUCGACCUCUCGACCCCUGGCUUGAAAGAACUCUACCUGUCCAAAAACAGGCUGCAGACGGUCCCACCAGUCGAGGGGCUUCCUAGUUUAGAAAUUCUCACUUUGGAUCAAAACCAGAUCCCUCGGCUUCAUAGUAAGGGCCUACUGCUUCUGAAAAACCUACGUAGCUUAAAAGCAGGCCUCAAUCUCUAUAAUUGUUCUUGUCGCCGGUAUAUCCAAGAAAUCCAGGAUUUGGCAACUCAGAGGACAGACUGGCUCCAAGAUUGGCCUCAUAACUAUAUUUGCAGGUCCCCUCCUCAGUAUCAGAACUACCUCCUGGAUGAAGUGCCUCUUUCAUCCCUGCAGUGCAACAAGGCUCUGGUCAGUCACGGGUCGGUGGUGAGUUUGCUGAUAUGCCUUCACCUGGUGCUUCGUUGGCUUCCAGUGUAGCCCUUUUCAAACAUUACUUUGAAACAGCGCUAAUCCUAGGCUCACUGCCUGACAUGGAGACACCAGUGUUUUGUAGUAUAAAUCAAGAAAACAGAAUUGAGGGGAUGAUUUGAACCUUUUUAAGAGAAGGAUGUGACUGCAGAACUUGUAAAAAGAAAAUGGUUAUACAGUAUUAGAAGAUGCUAUGCUGUUAUGGUUAUAAUUGUUGUGUGCAUGUACUUUCUCCUGAAAAAGCAAGAACUUUAUUUUUAAAAGAAAAAUAAAAGUUGUAUGCAUCUAUGAUUACCCAAAAUGCCUUCAGCAUAUAUUUGUGGGGUU
This is a messenger RNA of Pogona vitticeps (central bearded dragon), 1775 nucleotides long. RefSeq names its product CD14 molecule (gene CD14). NCBI's taxonomy places the organism in Eukaryota, Metazoa, Chordata, Lepidosauria, Squamata, Agamidae. Gene Ontology annotation, biological process: positive regulation of cytokine production; cellular response to lipopolysaccharide; toll-like receptor 4 signaling pathway. The record is from RefSeq and is a predicted model, not a curated record. Gene Ontology annotation, molecular function: protein binding; lipopolysaccharide binding. Gene Ontology annotation, cellular component: lipopolysaccharide receptor complex; external side of plasma membrane; membrane raft.